This is a messenger RNA of Olea europaea var. sylvestris, 1036 nucleotides long. RefSeq names its product probable plastid-lipid-associated protein 4, chloroplastic. NCBI's taxonomy places the organism in Eukaryota, Viridiplantae, Streptophyta, Magnoliopsida, Lamiales, Oleaceae. The record is from RefSeq and is a predicted model, not a curated record. The transcript is spliced from 6 exons. Bases 152 to 892 code for a protein of 246 amino acids.
AGUCGAUGUUCAUUUCGACUCGUUUGUGGAGCUAGCCACGCACGCCUUAUGUCAUCCACUCAAAAAAUGUUACAAAAGGUGUCUCACACUCGACCGUACAAUCAAACCACACAACCGGUUCACCACCACAGUCCAUCGCUCUCCCAAUUCCAUGGCGUUAUCCUCACUCUCUCCGUCGCCACCGCGUGUCACCACUCACUCCUCCGCCUCCUCACUCCCCAAAAUCCUCCACUCUGCCGCUUCCAACUUCUCAUUUCCAGCCACUAUCUACGUUGACGGCCUCUCAACCACAACCAAUUCCCCGCCAGAUUAUAGUAAGUGGAGAACCCACGUUUCAUUCUUCCCUGCUUUCUUCAACAACAAAACCAAGAACGUAGAGUCCAUCAAAAAAGAGCUUCUUGAGGCAAUUGCACCCCUUGAUCGCGGUGCUGAAGCCACUCCUGAAGACGGGCAAAGAAUUGAUCAGAUAGCUCGCAAACUCGAGGCAGUCAACCCAACGAAGGAGCCACUGAAGUCUAGUUUGCUGAAUGGGAAAUGGGAACUCAUAUACACGACUUCGAAAUCAAUUUUGCAAGUACAGAGACCAAAGCUUUUGAGAUCUAGAACAAACUAUCAGGCAAUUAACGCAGAUAGACUUAGGGCUCAAAAUAUGGAAUCGUGGCCAUUCUUCAAUCAGGUUACAGCUGAUUUAACACCUUUGAAUCCUAGAAAGGUGGCUGUACAAUUUGAUUGUUUCAAAAUUGGAGGGCUGAUACCAGUGAAAGCUCCGGGAAGAGCUCAGGGCGAGCUGGAAAUCACUUACUUGGAUGAAGAGUUAAGAGUAUCAAGAGGUGAUCUGGGGAACCUGUUCAUCCUAAAAAUGGUGGAUCCUUCAUACCGAAUCCCUUCCUAAUGCAUUCCACGAAGAUAAUUUGAUUGCUAAAUUUCUAGUGAUGACUGCAGAAAGAAUAUAUAGUAACCAAAGUUUCAUGUACAUUUUUUCGCUUGUAAUUAUUGAGCAGUUACUUAAAAGUUGAGCCAAAUAAGUCUUCUUUUA